Necator americanus (New World hookworm) is the source of this 1773-nucleotide messenger RNA. RefSeq lists its product as uncharacterized. The transcript is spliced from 18 exons. The coding region runs from base 1 to 1773 and encodes 590 amino acids. Gene Ontology annotation, biological process: xylulose metabolic process; phosphorylation. Lineage: Eukaryota; Metazoa; Nematoda; Chromadorea; Rhabditida; Ancylostomatidae. The record is from RefSeq and is a predicted model, not a curated record. Gene Ontology annotation, cellular component: cytosol. Gene Ontology annotation, molecular function: D-xylulokinase activity.
AUGUGCAGCUCGAGCGAUAAGGAUCCCCCCGCCAACUGUCCAGAAGUGAAGGGGAUCGGAACACCAGUUCCAACUCCUGCAUGUAUGAGAAAGAAAUCUUUCUAUGAAUUCCCUUUCCUGAAAUUUCUGAAGAUUAUUGCUGAAGUUCAGUCCACACAGUUUCGGAUGACCGUCGCCGAAGACGACCUCUUUCUUGGUGUGGACCUUAGUACACAGCAGCUGAAGGGGAUCGUGCUCAACGAGAAAAAUGAAGUAGUGCUCCGACAUGCGAUUAAUUUCUCCAAGGAUUUACCGGAGUUCGAAACAAGUGAUGGAAUACUUAAACAAUCGGAUGGUUCUAUAGUGUCACCUGUAUUAAUGUGGGUGAAAGCAUUCGAUCUGCUUUUGGAUCACAUACGCUUGCGAAUACCAGUGAAGAACAUCCGUUGUGUAGGUGGUGGUGCACAGCAACACGGAACUGUCUACUGGGCUAACGGUGCUUCCGAGAAACUAGCGAAUUUAUCUCUAGGAAAGACCUUGCGCGAAGGUCUUGGACAGUCCGCGUUCGCUUUACAACUCAGCCCAAUAUGGAUGGAUUCCUCCACCGAGGAACAGUGCCAGGCCAUGCAGAAGGCCGUGAAUGGAAAAGAGAAUAUGGCACGCAUCACUGGAUCCAUAGCUCAUCAUCGUUUCAGCGGUCCUCAGAUCAAAAAGGUGUUGGAUACGAAGCCUGAAGUCUGGAACAAGUGUGAGAGAAUAUCCGUGAUUUCCUCUUUUGCCUGUUCACUAUUUCUUGGAACGAUAGCACCGAUAGAGUAUACAGAUGGCAGUGGAAUGAAUCUCAUGGAUAUUCAGCGUCAAACAUGGAGUGAUGAAUGUCUUGCCGGUGUCGACAACGGAGAUGAACAUCGUACAUCGUUGAGAGCCAAGUUAGGACCACUGGUGGAUCCGUCGAAGCCACUGGGUAAUGUGUCCAAAUAUAUGACGGAACGAUAUGGAUUCAAUCCUAACUGCAAAGUUCUUCCAUUUCUCGGAGAUAAUCCCGCCUCACUAGCAGGGUUGAACCUAGAGAACGGCGACGUUGGGAUUUCCCUUGGCACCAGCGACACGCUGUUCUUUGCAACAUCCGAGUAUAAACCAUGUGUUGAUGCACACAUUUUUAGUCACUUUUUGGGAGGACGAGAUGAAUUUAUGGCGCUGGUAUGCUUCAAAAAUGGUUCGUUGACUCGUGAAAGGAUUCGUAAACAGCUUGGUUGUCAGUGGAAUGAGUAUAGGACUAUCUUAUCAAAAACUGACACUGGAAAUAAUGGAAAUAUAGGGCUCUACUUCGAUGAGGAUGAGAUCGCUCCUCGUGUAAAAAAAGGAGAUUUUCGAUUCACGAAGAAAGAAAAGUAUUUCUCAGUGAAGGACUUUACUCCUGAGGUUGAAGCGCGAGCACUGCUGGAAGGUCAAUCUCUUUUGAAACUGCUGUACGCCAGGACAAUGGGUUGCAUUACUGGCAAAGGUCGUUUGUUUCUAACCGGAGGCGCGUCGACCAACACGGAUCUUCAACAAAUACUUUCCAAUGUGUUUGCUAUGGAUACGUACAUUAUCAAUGUUCCGGAUUCGGCAGCACUUGGAGGAGCAAUGCUUGCAAAAUAUGCAUAUUAUUCACCAUCACUGUCCUAUUACGACUACUAUAAAAAUACACGCAUUCAAAAAGUGGCCGAACCGGACCUGAAGAAGUCGAAAAUCUACGAAGCGAUGCUUCAGGAUCUUGUUGCUUUAUGCAAAUUGCUUCCUGAAAAACCUUAA